UGUAACCUGCUCGAUUCGUCUAGCGAAACAAUCUGGAUGAAUCUUCGCAUAACCGACGUGUGAACGCGACGCCACUAAUCACAGCGACUUUAAGAGGCCGCGAUCAUAUUUUGUUUUCUUCGCAUUCAUUGCAGUGUUCAUCACUAUCUCUUGUGGUAGGUUUGUUUCUCUGAAUACUUCACCUGAAGCCAUGGAACUUGGCAAUCGGUCGAAGGCUGAAGCAGUCGCUUCUGCCGUCGAAGAAGCUGGCCACGAUGGUUACACUCGAGAUGACAUGGACCUUAUGCGAUUGGGCAAGAAGCCAGCAUUGAAGCGUAACUUCGGCUUCAUGCAAAUAUUGGGCUUUUCAUGUACUGUGUUGGUAACCUGGGAAGGUAUACUCCAAUCUGCUGAAUGUUGGGUCGCCAUGUUGGCCCCACCGUCGUACAGAAGGUUUUCAAGCUACAUCACUGGAUGGGUAACACUCAUCGGCUGGCAGGCCACCACCGCUUCUUCGGCAUACCUCGCAGGAACUAUUCUGCAAAGCACGAUUCUGAUGUGCGACUCGUCUUACUCGCCAAAGCCGUACCAAGCAAUGCUGCUUGGUUGGGCCGUGCUUGCAUUUGCAGUCGUCAUUAACACUGUUGGAAGCAAAACCCUCGCACAUUUCGAAGGACUGAUCUUGAUACUGCAUUUACUAGGCUUCUUCGCAAUCUUGAUUCCACUUGUGUAUCUUGCUCCUCAUAGCGAUGCCUCAAUCUUCACCACAUUCGUCAACACCGGAGGUUGGUCGACACAAGCGCUUUCUUUCAUGGUUGGACUACCAUCAUCAGUCUUCGCACUUGUUGGUGUCGAUUCAUGUGUUCACAUGGCCGAAGAAGUCAAGAAUGCGUCAAAGGUGGUACCGCGAGCCAUUCAGAUCAGUGUAUUGUUGAAUGGCACGCUGGGCUUAGCAAUGUUGAUCGCGUAUCUUUUCUGUCUUGGAGACUUAGAUGAUGUACUGGAGUCUUCAGCGACGCUUGGGUAUCCCUACCUAUACGUCUUCUUGAAGGGUACCGGCUCUGCUGCCGGGGCUGCGACCAUGGCUAUGAUCAUGUGGACUCUGGGUGUCUGCUGCCUAGUCGGCCUGAUGGCCGCCACUUCACGACAGAUGUGGUCAUUCGCGAGAGAUAAUGCCGUGCCAUUUUCCGCUCAAGUUACCAAGCUCAACCCCCGCACACUCAUACCCGUUAAUACAAUCAUGAUUACGGCCGGGAUCUCGGUACUUCUAUCCUUCAUCGCACUUGGCUCGUUCGUUGCUUUCAGCAACAUCGUCAACCUCAGCAUCGGUGGGCUCUACGCCUCAUACUUCAUCGUCUGCGCCUUGCUUCUUUGGCGCCGUCUCAAAGGCAUCAGCCCGCACAAUCCACAGGCUGCCAUGGUGGGACCGGAUACACUGCAGUGGGGGCCUUGGAAGGUUCCCGGCGCAUUCGGUGUUGCCAAUAAUCUGUUUGCAUGCGUGUACCUAUUCGUACUGUGGUUCUUCUCUUUCUGGCCAGGCUCUGUGGAGGUCGAUGCACAAUCGAUGAACUUUAGUUCUGUCACGUUUGGGGGGACAGUAAUCUUCGCUAUCGCCUGGUACUUUUUCAGAGGCAAGAAGACAUAUGUCGGUCCAAUCGUUGAAGUGGGGUUGUAG
This is a messenger RNA of Alternaria alternata, 1654 nucleotides long. Its product is annotated as amino acid transporter. The transcript is spliced from 7 exons. The record is from RefSeq and is a predicted model, not a curated record. The coding region runs from base 191 to 1654 and encodes 487 amino acids. Gene Ontology annotation, cellular component: membrane. Lineage: Eukaryota; Fungi; Ascomycota; Dothideomycetes; Pleosporales; Pleosporaceae. Gene Ontology annotation, molecular function: transmembrane transporter activity. Gene Ontology annotation, biological process: transmembrane transport.